AUGUCUUCUUACGGAACUCUCAAGCAAAAGCAUCAAACCUUCCAUAAUGACUCCUUUGACAAACCAGACACAAUUGCCAUCACUGCUACAGACCGUUUUCUUGGAAAUUCCAUCGUUCGGGGUCUUUUACAAUUAACUGAUCUUACGAGUUCCCGUGAUAACCAUUUCCUCGAUGUUAACGUUGUUGCGCUCUCGUCGUUUCCUAACGAUCCGAAUCUUAACGAGUUAGCGAUCGCUGGUGUUGAUAUUAAAAAAACCGAUUUUGAAGCUCGAGACUCUCUUCAACGAGUUCUUUUUGAUGUUGAUUUUUUGAUCGUGGUCCCGGAAAGCAAUAUUGAUCGUGUCCGAGAUGCCGAAGUGUUGGCAAAGGCUGCAAGAAAUCAAGAUAUCAAAAGUGUCAUAGUAGUCUCGAUCCAAGGUGCCGACGUAGGUCGAACCCAAACGCAUGAAGAGUUCAGACAGAUCGAAAAAAUUUGGGAGAACGAAUUUGAAAGCGUCGUCUUUCUCAGUGAUAUCAUAAAGGAAGAAAGGACACUUCACUUGACACUUGACGAAGAGACAGAUGACUUCGCUCUCGUCAAUUUCCAAAAUGUGAUCGAAAUCAUUCAAACAUUAGUUUUCGACAAAAAUGGACGAUUGCUUCCACAGCUCAGCCGAAAGGAUGAACAUAGGAUUUAUAAUUUAAACGAGAAUUUUUACUCUCCACGGGAUAUCAUCGAGGACUUUAAUGAAAUAACUGGCAACAGCAACACUAUUGAUUACAAACAAGUUGAUCGUAGUUUCUUGCGGGAUCUUUUGAAAACUAUCCGCGAUGACAAAGCAUUUUUCCACAAUGACCCCAAUACCAGAAGCGAAGAGUUUGAUUGUCAGCGUAUCUUCUUCAAUAAAACUUUUGAUCCACGUCAAUUCCUUCCUCUCCGAGAGACUGAGAUUGAUUUCAUUAUCCAUAGUUUGGAGUUUGCCAGAGAUAACAAUGAAGCCAGUCGUGUCACUAACGACGUGCAAGAGAUUACGCAACAAAGGGCUGUAUCUCUUAAACAAUUCUUUAGGGUGGGCAAAUAUUUUGAUAAUUUCAUAGAAUUGAAUGUUGCAAACAAAUGCAAUAAUAAACUAGCAGAAAUACUCGCCGACAGAGUUUCCAGUUCCAUAAUCGCAACCGCUUCCAAACGAUUUCUGGAAAUCGUCGCCGUAGAUAUCAGUACAGACUAUAAAGAUUUAAAGCUAGAUAUUAGCGAUGUCAUUGUAUCCCAAUAA
This is a messenger RNA of Ambispora leptoticha, 1254 nucleotides long. Lineage: Eukaryota; Fungi; Glomeromycota; Glomeromycetes; Archaeosporales; Ambisporaceae. The record is from the annotation of a GenBank genome assembly.